AUGGUGACGCUGCGGACACUGGCGUCCGCUCUCGCCAGAGUCGCACUGUGUGCACCUUCGUCGCUGGCAUUCUCCGUCAAGCGAAAUCCCAUCGGCUACCUCUCCCUCGUCGAUGACCCGGUCAUCAAGACCCCUUCUCACCGCGCUCACUACCUUUCCAAAUUCGACCUCACAUUCACUCUUCAUGAUGGACGGCAAAGUAUACGGCUGGCCCUCGACCCCAACGACGACAUCUUGCACGAUGACUUUGCCAUCACCCUCAUGGGCGAGGACGGCACCGUGCGUGACGUGCAAAAGGUGCCGCGGACAGAGCACCGUGUUUACCGCGGCGAUGCCUUUAUCGAGCGGCCCAGCCACCGCGGCUGGUCCAAAGCCGGGUGGGCGCGAGUGACGAUUCAUCGCGACGGAGAGCACCCCGUCUUUGACGGCGCAUUCCGCAUCGACGGCGACAAUCACCACAUCCAGACCGCUGACCAGUAUCAGAAGCUCCGGGGCGACGAUGACCCUGUUGUCCAACACCUGGCUGAUUCUGAGGAACGUAUGGUAGUCUGGCGUGACUCGGACGUUGUGAACUUUUCCGACGAGCACAACGAGCUGAAGCGGAGUGUUGGCGACGAAUCUCUCUGCAACGCCGACACACUCAAGUUCAACAGCAAGUUCCAAACCGAGUCACUGAGCCACAACACACUACCCGGCGUCGAUUUCCGGUCCUUGUUCGGUCGUCAAUCCAUUGAUGGCGGUGGCGACAGCGGCUCCGGCUUGAAUCUCUUGAACUCGAUUGGCUCCGUCGAUGGAUGUCCAACCACGAGAAAGGUCGCUCUCGUCGGCAUCGCCACGGACUGCAACUACUGGGAUGGCUUCGACAACAAAGAGGCCCUCACCAAGAACGUCAUCGGCAUGGUGAACAAGGCAUCCGAGGUGUACGAGAGCACCUUCAAGAUAUCACUGGGCAUCCAGAACCUUACCAUUCUCGGCAAGAAUUGUCCCGCCACAGCGGCGGCCGCGACGCCGUGGAACGUCGCAUGUGCCCCGCAGACGACUAUCAGCGAUCGCCUCAAUACCUUCUCCAGGUGGCGCGGCCAGUUCAAGGACGACAACGCCUACUGGUCCUUGCUCACCAAGUGUGCCACUGACUCGACUGUCGGUCUAGCGUGGAGCGGACAGCUGUGUCGAGGCUCUGGCGAUAACAGCAACGGCAAGGGGAACGAGACGGUCGCCGCGACCAACGUGGUCGUUCGGACGGAUACCGAGUGGCAGAUCUUUGCCCACGAGACAGGUCACACCUUUGGAGCAAUCCAUGACUGCACGAGCUCCACCUGCCUAGCAGACAAGUCGAGGCGUCGGUGCUGCCCCCUGAGCCGGACCAGCUGCGACGCGGGAGGCAAGUUCAUCAUGAAUCCGUCGACAGGCAGCGGUAUCACCCAAUUCUCCGCGUGUAGCAUCGGCAAUAUCUGCUCCAGGCUCAAGUCCAACAUGAUCAAGGGCAACUGCCUUACGGACAACAAGAACGUCAAGACCAUCACGGGCAGCCAGUGUGGCAACGGCAUCGUGGAGAACGGCGAGGAUUGCGAUUGUGGCGGCGAGGAUGGAUGCAAGAACAGCAAAUGCUGCAACCCCCAGACGUGCAAGUUCCUCAACGGCGCCGUCUGCGACGCGAGUAACGAGGACUGCUGCACAGACCAGUGCCAGUUUGCGUCCAACGGCACCGUCUGCCGCCCCAGCACCGGCGUCUGCGAUGUCGAGGAAGUCUGCCCGGGCAGUCACGCCAGCUGCCCGGAGGACAAGCACAAGAGCGACGGCGACUCCUGUGGGAGCGGCCUCCAGUGUGCGUCUGGGCAGUGCACGUCGCGUGAUCAGCAGUGCAAGAACAUGGCCAGCAGCUACUCAGGCAGGAGCAACACGUCGGCCUGCCCGGAAAGUGGCUGUCUGCUCGCCUGCACAUCUCCAGAGAUGGGGCCUGACCAGUGCGUCACCUACAACCAGAAUUUCCUUGACGGGACGGACUGUGGCGCCGGAGGGAAGUGCUCCAACGGGUCGUGCAGAGGCGCGUCGACGGCCAAAGAGAUUGGCGACUGGAUCCAGAACCACAAGGCCAUGUUCAUCUCCGUCGUCUCUGUUGUUGGUGGCCUCAUCCUGAUCGCCAUCCUCAGCUGCAUUGUGAGCGCGAUCCGGAAAUGUUCGCACCACGGAAAGCAGCCUAAGCCGCCCAAGAUGAGCAACUGGCCCUCGUACAAUGCCGGCGGGCCAAACUGCAGGGCCCAGCAGUGGAACCAGAACCAGCAAUGGACACAGUCGUCUAGCGCCCUUCAAGGCGGCCAGGGCCCUCCUCAAAGCUUUUACUCCUACCCGCCUCCCCUCGCGAUCGACAGGGAGAGGUGGUUGAACCGACAGCGAAGCAUGAGAUACGCAUAG
Purpureocillium lilacinum is the source of this 2412-nucleotide messenger RNA. Lineage: Eukaryota; Fungi; Ascomycota; Sordariomycetes; Hypocreales; Ophiocordycipitaceae. The record is from RefSeq and is a predicted model, not a curated record.